AAUUUAACAUUUUUUUUUCUCUCUAAAAAAGUGAAUAUCGAAACUUGAAAUUGAAUAUCAAAAAGGUGAAAGUGAUGUGUGUUAUGUGAACAAGUGUUACUUGAGUGUUGUUGUUGUUGUUUUUCCCCCCGUAUUUAAAAUGUGUGCAAUAUGGAGGAUUUUGGGAUUUUUGGCAAUUGUUCAAGUGGAAUUAACGAGAGGUCAAUUGGAUUUGAACUCGACGGAAUUGCCAACGAUUUAUUAUACGGAGCCAAAUUAUGGAAGUUCAAGUUCAGACGAGGGGAAUAUUUACAAAACUUAUACGGAAUUCCCGGGUGGACAAAUCACGAGAGGUCAAAGGAUAUUGGAGAGAAGCAAGAGUCCUUACUUGUUGAGAGAGGAUCUUUAUGUCGAACGUGGUGGAGAACUAGUUAUAGAACCGGGAGUUGAAAUCCGGUUCGCCCCCAUGAUCGGGAUCACUGUUCGCGGCAUCCUGACUGCCAAGGGUGAACCGGAGGAGGGGAUUGUGUUGACGUCGGAGUCUCCGUCCGGUCAACCGGAGUCGAGAUCGAUUCGUCUCGUCGAUGGACCAACUCCAUAUCAAGGCCGAUUACAAAUUCUACAUCGUGGGGAAUGGAGAGCUGUUUGCACCAAUUCUAGAAAUUGGACAAGAGCGGAUUUUGAGACUGCCUGUAGAGAAUUAGGAUUGCAAGGUGGACAAUGGUGGGGUUGGGUAGACAGACAAUGGCCAGCGAAACCUCGAUUAUUAUACGAACAACCGCAAUGUCGAGGAACCGAACCAAAUUUACAGCAAUGCGAUCGCUGGCCGAGUAGACAGCUUGGUUCCGGAGUCUGUGAUUAUCAUCCCGAUUUGGGAAUAGCGUGCUUACCCCACCAUGAUGGAGCCACACGGGCAAUUAAACACUGGCGGGGUAUUAGAUUUGAAGGUGCACUUUUUGAUAAGCCUCUCAUUCAGGAAAACACCCUUUAUGUCCGCAGAUCAAAAUCUAUUUUGCGUUAUGUCAAUAUUAGUUACGCAGGAACAGGACGUGAAAUCAACGUUACCUCUGCCCUACAUGUGGAAGGUGUGCCACCACAAAUGGAAUCAAUCACCAUCGUUAAUUCGGCCUUCAAUGGAAUCAACAUCACCACUCCUGAGGCUCCAGUUAUCAUUAAAAACUGCACCAUCCAAGGCAACAGAGGUUACGGAAUAUACGUGAACAGUUCCUCUGGAUUGGCGCACAUUGACAAUUGUGCAAUAUUAGAUAAUGGAGCCGAUGGAAUAAAAUACGUCCAUCAUGACGAACGACCCAGUGAUCGACCAGACCGGGCGGAUAUUUAUAAUCUCUGCUCAUUUCCAUCAACGACAAGUCACACAUUUCCCAUAACAAUAUCAAUGGAACAAAGUGAAUUUGCCAUAACACCGCAAAAUUGUCCACUCCACAUCUACACAAGACCCGGUCACGUGCUCACUUUACAUUUCAUUGAAAUGAAAACAAACAGAAAUGACAGUGCAAUAAUAGAGGUUUACGACGGCAGCAGUAUUGGUGAGAAAUUAUUAGCUCACGUUAACGUUAGAAAUGGAACACUACCACAGAGUGUAACGACAACAAGAAGAAAUUUAUAUUUAAAAUUCAGCGUUCAACCAUUCACGGAAAUGAUCGCAUUCAUACGUUUGACUUCCGCCUAUAAAAAGAGUUACGAUCUCUCAAUAACCGGAAGUACAAUUGCCGACAAUAAUGGAAGGGGUGUAGCUGCGGAGAAAUUACGUUCGGCUCUCUACAUUCACGAUACAUCCGUAUCGAACAAUAAUCACAUUGCCGGUGUUCAUGUUUUUGAAGGUGCUCUAGACGUGAAUAUCACCGAGAGUCGAAUCGCCUUUAAUCGUGGCGAUGGUAUUAAUAUCACUCUUGUUGGUGGUAAUCGAAAUAUAUCCCACACAAGUAUAUCAUCGAACUGGGGUUACGGUCUCGCUGUCUGGUUGAAUGAUUCCCAAGCGACGAAUUAUUUGAAUUUUAACCAAAGUACGAUUGUCGAGUAUUCCGAGAUUUUUCGCAAUAGAGAUGUGGGAAUUUUGGUUGGGAAUUCGACGGGAAAUUCGUAUGUGAACGUAACUGGGAAUUGGUUCAACAGUAGUCGGGAGACUGCGGUACAGAUUGAAUCCAGUUGGAGGGAGAAUCAAGGUCUGAUGAUGGUACAAAUUGGCCAUAAUACUUUUAUCCAGAAUUUAAGAGUCGGAAUUAAGUUACAACCGGCUUUGAAUCUAAAGGGUCGGAUCGAGUUCAAUCACUUUGAGGAGAAUCGGUUUGGGUGUAUUUUGGUGAAGAAUCCCCCACGUGAGGAGUUUGAUAUUCUACCGACGGAUAUUUUGAUUCAACAUAACGAAUUCUAUGAUAACCGGGGUGUUUAUGUGGUGAAUUUGGGAUUGUCCCCGUAUAGCGAUCGGCAGAAUUUGUUAUUCACGAGGAACUUUCUGAAGAGGAAUAGUGUCAAGGAGCCUUUCGACAAUAGUGACAUACAGGGUUCGAGAUUGGUGCCAAGAUCACGUGUUUCGGCCGUGGUUGUGGUGUCAUCGAGUAAUGUGCAUAUUUUCCGGAAUAUCUUGCAGAAUACCGAGUCUGGGUACGAAAUUGGCUCGCACUUUGAAGAUCAGAGUAAGGUUAUUAAUUGUACGCUGAAUUGGCUGGGAUCGGAGAAUGAACGAGUGAUAUUCGAUCGAUUAUUCCACCGGAAGGAUCGGUAUAAUUUGGCUAAAAUUCAGUACCUACCGUACCUUUUGCAUGGCAGUAAUCCGGCGGGGAAGAUAAUUAUGUCGAUACCUACGUUUGUGGCUCAAUUUCUGUCGGGGGAUUCGAAAAUUGUGGGGGGAGAGGUCGAUGGACUGGAGACGUUGCGAGCUGGGGAGUAUAUUGUGCAACGGGAUAUUAAUGUGAGACCUGGGGGACGAUUGGUGAUACAACCGGGAGUGACGCUUCGAUUUCCACCGGCUGUUGGUAUGAUGGUGGCGGGGAGUUUGUACGCCCGUGGCAAAGGUCCGAGUGAUAUUCAGCUGACAUUGAAGGAGGAAAUCGUUAUCGAACAAGUGCCGGACAAUGAAACCAUAGCUGACGCUAUGACUUUCGAUGUGUCAAGAACGAUUCCCGUGAGACUCCUCGGAGGGAGAACGAAUCUCGAGGGUAGACUGCAGGUGAGAAUUGGAGAGAAAUGGGGAACUGUUUGUAAUUACGGUUGGACGAUUCGAGACGCGGCGUUGGUUUGUCAUCAGCUUGGUCUGACGUUGGAUCCGGAUGAUUGGCUUUUGGAAAGAUCUCAGAUACCGAGCGCGGGAACUAAUGAGAACAUUAUUUUGAGUAAUGUUCAAUGCACGGAGGACGAUAUCGACAUAACGAAAUGUCGAGCCGAGAGUGAGGAGGAAUUUGAAAAUUCGUGUACGCACGAAAAUGAUGUUGGCGUGAGAUGUUCGGAGGCAGCUUGGGCGGGAUUGAGAAUCGGACCAUUAGCGAGGAGGAGUGAUUUGCAGUAUAUAACGAUUGAGAAAGCUGGUCUUCUCGAUUACGCGACGAAUGCGUUCAAACCGGCGUUGCAAAUUGAUUUCGCUCGUCAUUCACUGGAGAGUGUGAAAGUGGUGAACAAUCUACAGGAUGGAUUGGGAAUACUCUACUCGGAUAUUUAUUCGGCAGACGCGGUGAAUACGGCGCAGAACAGUGACUUCUCCAAUAAUCGUGGUAAUGGCAUAAGUUUCAAGCAAUUGGGUCUACAGAUAUCAAAUUCGAGAAUCGAGAAUAAUAAAAUGGCUGGCAUUCGUCACAAUCCUGCGCUCUCUGCACAUCAGCAGAGGGAAUUUGCAGGAUGGUUUACGCAAUCAUCGGAAGUUGCUGCGGAGAAUUACAAUCCGAUUGUCCUGCCGGAGAACGAUGGAAAUAUCGAAUUGUCAAUGGGACAGGAGACAAAGUAUCUAAUCACGUCGAAAGUCCAAGGACGAGUGGUGAAGAAAAUUAUCAAUAUCAGUUGUACCCCGGGUUAUGUUAUUGGAAUACAAUUGUUAAAUCCUAUUCACAAUCGGAGUAGCGAGGAGAUUAUUAUCCACGACGCGCACAAUAUUAAUAACAAGGGGAAUUCGUGGAUUCUAAAGAGAGAUUUGUCCGUGUUUCCAGUGACGUCGAGUUCGUUUGUCGUUGUCUUGGAAUAUAACAGUGGAACAUCGGCUCUUGGUGGUGCGGUAAUGGUUCUAACUGCCCUUUCCGCACCGAUUCAAGACAUCCACAAUCGAAUAGUGAAAGGACCGAUCCCAACUCUCAAAGUAAUAAAAAGCCGAAUACGAGGCAAUCAACACGGAAUUUUGGCUUCAUAUUACAAUCUCUAUCUUGACGAUCGUGGAAAUCACAAUCUCCGAAAAGCGAACGAAACAAUCCAAUUAGUUGGUUGUGAAAUUUCCCACAACACAAAGGAGGCGAUUUUUGUCCACUCACCCCAUUGGAACGUUUUCCAGUCAAAUUUAUCAGAAAUUUCGAUACACGUUAAUAAUUCAUUAAUUACCGAUAAUGGAAGGGGAAUUUUGCAGUACAGUCGCGAUAUGCGACAUUCGAAUAAUCUAUUCCAUUGGAUUUUACAAGACAGUACAAUUGAGAGAAAUCACGGUGGUGGUUUUCAAGUUGCACUUCCCUACGUUUGGCAGUAUAACGAAAAUUUUACACAUUCGUUGUAUUUUGAUAAUAAUACUUGGCAGAAUAAUGAACAAUUUGCCUUUGUUGUCGAUGGGCAUUUUGCUAAUUUAAACAUGACAAAUAAUCAAUUUGAAAAUAAUAAUUGUAAAACGGGUUUAAUAUCGAUUCGCGGUAUGGAGAAGAAAAUGCAAAUUGAACGCAAUCGUAUUAAUAGAAAUCAUGGACGUUUCAUGGUUGAAUUUAAGGCGGACAGUCAAUCGGAAAUAAUGGGUGAAGUUUAUGCCAAAUUUCUACUCAACGAUGUGAAAUUUAAUAAUUAUCAAUUGAUUAAUAGAAGUAAUCAUCAAAUGUUCAAUGAUCCAAGUUACGUUAUUGGCUUUCAUGGAAUACAAAAGGUGCAAAUUAAUCGCAAUCUCUUUGGCGAUAAUCAACUUGAUUAUGAACUUUUGGCCGGUGUUAAGACGGCGAAAAUUGAUAAUGUCGUUGAUGUAACUGAAAAUUGGUGGGGAACUUACAAUGACGUUCAGAUCAGACAAAAAAUAUUUGACUUCAACGAUUGGAAUGAUCACGCAAUUGCUGAUUUUCGACCGUAUUUAACGGGCAAUUCGUUGGACUCUGCAAUAUCGGCGUCCUGGGAUCAAGCGACGAAAAUUGACUUGGAAAAUCUCGGUGGCCAAAUCAGAGAGACAAUUUCAAUUCACGCAAAAUCAACGCCCUAUGUAAUUAAAACUGACAUAACAGUAAUGCCUGGUGCGACUCUGUUCAUUUAUCCAGGCGUUGUAAUGGAGUUUGCUCCAAAUGUUGGAAUUUUAGUACUGGGCACGAUUCAAGCAUUGGGAACGGCUGGAAAUGAAAUUGUAAUGAGACCAUGGAUUGAGGAUAACUCGCAAAUCGCUAAAUCGUAUUUCAAACGCAGUAUUUCUAAUGUGCCUUUGGAAACGAUUCGACUUUGCAAGGAAGGGAAUUGCACUUCGCAGACUAAUGAAGGCUUUCUCGAAUUCUUCAAUCGCACAACGCUUCAAUGGAUUCCUCUCUGCGAUUAUAAAUUCACCGAGAGAAAUGCUCAAGUCGCGUGUCAACAACUUGGUCACGAUCCGAUGAAUGUAUUUGUCUCAAGGGAUCGACGUUAUGAACUUCAUCCUGGAUCUUUGACUCGCAUUUGGUCUUGGCCAGAACCUUUACAGUGUACAGGAAGUGAGGAGAGAUUGGAAGACUGUGAAAUAAGACUGAAUGGACAAUUAUUUGGCCAAAAGUACGAAUGUCCCUGGGAUGGUGAAUUUGUUUUUAUUCAUUGUGGAAAAAGAAAUUUGGAAUCGUCCGAAAAUUAUUGGGGCGGUAUUAGAAUUGCCAAUAGUGAAUUUGAACAUCAUCUUUAUGAGCAUCGAAUUCAUGAUGUCCUUACACACGAGACAGUGCCAAGAGUUGAAUCGAUCCUUAAAUAUGUCAAUAUAACAGGAGCUGGAAUUUUACACAAUGAAAAAUCAGCGGCCAUUCAAUCGAUUAUGAAAUCGCCAGUUGUCACACAUGUCAGCAUUACAAAAUGCGCUUAUCAUGGUAUCAACAUGAUCUCUCCAACUCAUACGGUUCAAUUGUUAUUUAAUCAGAUCGAUAACGUAUUGGGAAAUGGAAUUAAUAUUUUGUCCAUAACCGGAGAAGGACGAGAAGCUGAAGAAAGUUCGUUCACUCCAAUCAAGGAUCUAAAUAUUCCAUAUCAUUUAUUUAGCAUGGUGGAUAUUUGCGAUACAACAAAGGAAAUUACAAUUGAAGAGAGAAUUUUAGUUUAUCACAAGUAUGAUAAUUAUCCUGUGAAUUGUGUGAAAAUUUUCCGCAGUGCCUACAGAGCAAAACCAUUUGGUUUUAGACUGUUGCAGUUUAAUUUGUUUAAUUCGACGGGAAAACCGGGACGACCGGACAGCAUUUCCUUGUACGACGGUGACAUUUACAAUAUAACAACGGAGAAAAUCGCCGAAUUGGAAGUGAAUGGUCGUCAUGAGAAAUCACUAUUCAGAACACGUGGUCCUAGUUUAAGUGUAAAACUAUUUGCAAACGGUGCCAGUAAUGUUCAUGGUUUCAUCGCAGAAAUUGUCACACUACCAAUAUCGGCGAUUGGCUUUAAUCGCGACGUACAACACAAUGUUUCCUAUUCGUCAAUGACAAAUUGUCGCGAAGGCGCAUUAAAAUACGCGAGUGCAGGUGAAGUUAAUGCAAUAAUAACAGUGGAACGCAAUCAAUUUGUGAAUAAUUGCGCAAAACAUUUCGGCAAUUUUACAACAUGCAAGGCAUCAAUUUGGCUCGAUAUACAGAAUACGCAGUCACUCUAUUUUCGUAAUAAUUUAGUGAGACGUAAUCAAGGCGGCCUAUUGGUGCGUGCCGAUUCACGUGGAUCGGCAACAUCACUUAAAGGCUGGAUUCACAAUAAUUUAUUUGCCGAAAAUUACAAUAAACCUGCGCUCUAUAUUGAGGGACGACAGAGUAGUCCCUAUCAGGAGGUGACGAUAUUUAGAAAUUAUUUCACGAAAAAUAAUGCUUCCUUUGAGAAUAAUGUUGUAUUGAAACAAGUCGUGAGCAAUAUGACUUUAAAUUAUUUACACGGAAAUCUCGGAAAGCAUUUGCUGGAAAUUUCCGGAUUCGAGAGAGUUCGACUGCCGAUCUAUCAAAGUACUUCGCAUAAUGGAUUCUAUAAGAAUUAUGCCGUCGAUAGAGAAGGUCGGAGUACGAUUGUUGCGGGAACUCCGGGUCAGCAAUACGUGGAUAAUGUUUUCUUUAAUCCUGACAAUGACUACGAAAUGUUGACAAUUAAUCGAUCGCUUCAACUGGAAAUGUGGAGGUCCCACGUGGACGCGAGACACAACUGGUGGGGUUACAAUGAAACUGUAGCUGUCGCCGGAAGAAUUCGUGAUCGUGGUGAUUCUCCAGAAUUAUUGCAAGUCGAUUAUCAACCAUUUCAUAUGAACAAUCAGACUGUCUUAAAUGGAAAAUGCCCACCUGGCUGGGAUAUCGUUGGUGACACAUGUUACUUUUAUAUUGGCGCACCAAUGGACUUUUUCAGCGCUCGUGAAUUUUGUCGAUCGGCAAACGCAUCAAUGCCUUUUAUUAUGGGCAAUUAUCAUGAACUGUGGAACUUUUUGAGAAAGCAGCAAGAACGUUUUGACUAUUCAGAACGAGUUUGGGUUCAACAAUUGGAACGCGUUGAUCAAUGCACAAUGUUCACUUAUCAAACAAUUGAAGUCGAUAUUUGUGCUCAACCGAAUCCUUUUAUUUGUGAAAUUGAUCCAAGAGUCUCAAUUGAUCCACUUUCCUGGAGGAGGGACAUUGUUGCAAUUGGAGUUUUGGGGGCUGUGGGCUUUUCACUCGCUCUUUUGGCAGCCGUUAUUGCCUUUUGGGUUUCGAAGUCGAAAAAUCGAAAAUUGGAACGUUUGGAGAGAAGAAAUUCGAUUCGUCAGUCUCUUCAUUCGUUAAGAUCAGUGGGUUCAACUUCAGGUUUCUCUGAGCUUCCUUAUCGUCGCAAACCAAUAGCGCGGCCAAUUCGAGAAAAAAGAGUGGUCCUGGUACCACCGAUUCAGACGAAACAGUCAAAUGAUACGUUAAAUUCGAGAAGUCUCGACUAUAAGAAAAUGAACAGCGGAAGCUUAGAUUCUAUGGACAAAACGCAACUUAAUUCUUCCAUGGAAGACAACCACAGUUACGAUGUCUAUGAGGCGCAUAAUCCGCGUUAUUCUCCAAGUACCAGUGACUUUAAGGGAGUAAAAUAUCCUGGACCCGGUGACAAUCCAGUCUUCGAUUUAGCCUAUCGAAACGAAGGUUUCAGAAAUCAUUCGACAUUCACAUCGAGGAAUAACAGCAAUUGGCCAUCGGAGGUAAAUAGCGUAGUGGCGCCAGACGACGUUGUUCCGAAUCCAAUAAUAAAUGAUUCGGCCUAUUUAAACAAUGCUUCCACACUCCCAUUAAAUUCUAGUCUCGCAAUGACUGAUUCGAUAACAGAACUUAAACGUGAUAUUGAGACGGGACAAAGCUUCACUCCUGUCGAUUAUAAUGCAUACGAUAGAAGUCCAUUAACUCCAAGUUCGGAACCAGUGCCGGAAUAUUUUAGUCCGCCACUUCCGCAUCCCUAUUAUUACGAGGAUCGUCCAAGGAGCGAAGUUCUCCUCGAGACGAAUCUCGAUAAUAACGAGGAGAAGCCACUUCGCUCGAAGAGUGAAGUUUUACUCGAGACAAAUUUCGAUACAUUUUUACCAAACGAGCCCACUGAGCUCACACAACUUUCCUCGCAGGCAAGAAGUAAAAGUCAACCACUUGAAACUGCGAUGUAGUAGAAAAAAUAAUUUACUUCUUCAUCUUUUUUUUGUACAAAUUUUAUUCAAUUCUUGCGAGUUCUUCUUAGCACUCGAUGAUGGAAUUUUUCUUCUUUUGUUGAAAAAUUCACUGAGAACUCGAGAGAGACAGCUUUAAACAUUUUUCAAAAUUUUCAAAAAAUUCAUUUUUUCAAAAUUGAUAUUUAAUUAAAAAUUUUAUAUUUAUUCAAAAUUUUAUAUAACUCCAAGUUUAUUAAUGUUUAAAAAUUUGAUUAUUUAUUACUAUUUAAAUAUUUAUUUUUGACUUUGCUUUUGAUUUGAAAGAUUUGAAAAUCUUAAAACAAAUCAGAGUCAAAGAAAGACAAUUUUUCAAAAAAAUUGUAUAAAUGGAAUAUUUAUUUUUAAAAAUUAGAAUUCAAAGAGAUGAAAAAAUGGAAAUAGUCAAUAAGCAAGAUAAAUAAAAUAGUGUCAGUAUUUUUUAUUUUUAGAUUACAGAACAAAUUUAAAUUUUCGUAAGUUUAUUAAAAUUAAAAACUAGUAUUUUGUAUUUUUAAAUUUAAAAACAAGUUUUGGAAAAU
This is a messenger RNA of Leptopilina heterotoma, 9513 nucleotides long. RefSeq names its product protein bark beetle (gene bark). Gene Ontology annotation, cellular component: membrane. NCBI's taxonomy places the organism in Eukaryota, Metazoa, Arthropoda, Insecta, Hymenoptera, Figitidae. Bases 140 to 8953 code for a protein of 2937 amino acids. The record is from RefSeq and is a predicted model, not a curated record. The transcript is spliced from 17 exons.